Anguilla anguilla (European eel) is the source of this 3075-nucleotide messenger RNA. RefSeq names its product lysine (K)-specific demethylase 1a (gene kdm1a). Gene Ontology annotation, cellular component: nucleus. Lineage: Eukaryota; Metazoa; Chordata; Actinopteri; Anguilliformes; Anguillidae. Gene Ontology annotation, biological process: regulation of DNA-templated transcription. The record is from RefSeq and is a predicted model, not a curated record. The transcript is spliced from 22 exons. The coding region runs from base 106 to 2694 and encodes 862 amino acids. Gene Ontology annotation, molecular function: flavin adenine dinucleotide binding; protein binding; oxidoreductase activity.
CUAACCAAUAGGAUGGCGUAGUGGGCGGGAUUCUACGUUUGGGAGGAACGGCUGCAAGGUUGCCUUUGUGCUGGCUGAUAACUACGGGGAUCCUAAGGUGAUUGAAUGGAUAUUACCAGGUGCUCGGACAAAUGGAUAAAACAAGAAAAGGAGAGACCCAUGUCCACCUCCAUCAUGAUGUCCGGUAAGAAGUCGGACCCUGGUUCCUCGUCCUCGUCCUCCACCGCGGGGGGGCCCGGGGCUGAUCGGCCCCCGGAAGCCUCUCCCUCAGCCCAAACAGGGGCCCCCAGCUCCCUCCCCCCUCCCUCGGAGGGCGGGGUCCCCGGGGACCGCACCCUAAAGAAGAAGGAGCGGGCGUCGCCCAGCCUAGAGCCCCCCCUGCCCCACCCCCACCUGCCGGGCCCCGGGGGGGUGGACCCGGACCCGGCCGAGGUCCGCCGGACCAGCCGCCGCAAGAGAACGAAACAGGUGGAGUACCGCGAGAUGGACGAGAGCCUGGCCAAUCUCUCCGAGGAUGAGUACUACUCCGAGGAAGAGCGGAACGCCAAGGCGGAGAAGGAGCGCAAGCAGGUGCCCCCGCCGCCCGCCCCGCCCGUGGAGGAGGAGAACGACAGCGAGCCGGAGGAGCCCUCGGGGGUGGAGGGCGCGGCCUUCCAGAGCCGCCUCCCCCAUGACCGUAUGACCUCACAGGAGGCCGCCUGCUUCCCUGACAUCAUCAGCGGCCCCCAGCAGACCCAGAAAGUGUUCCUGUACAUCCGCAACCGCACGCUUCAGCUCUGGCUUGAUAACCCCAAGGUCCAGCUGACCUUUGAGGCCACAGCUCAGCAACUGGAAAGCCCCUACAACAGUGACGCAGUGCUGGUCCACAGGAUACACAGUUACCUGGAGAGGCACGGCCUCAUCAACUUUGGCGUCUACAAGAGAGUCAAGCCCUUGCCCACUAAGAAGACGGGGAAGGUGAUCAUCAUCGGAGGGGGCGUGUCUGGUUUGGCCGCUGCCCGGCAGCUGCAGAGUUUUGGGAUGGACGUGACCGUGCUGGAGGCCAGGGACCGUGUGGGGGGGAGGGUGGCCACCUUCCGCAAGGGGAACUAUGUAGCCGACCUGGGAGCCAUGGUGGUGACUGGACUGGGUGGAAACCCCAUGGCUGUGGUCAGUAAGCAGGUGAACAUGGAGCUGGCCAAGAUCAAACAGAAGUGCCCCCUGUACGAGGCCAACGGUCAGGCCGGCGAACGGUGUACAAGUGUGCCGAAGGAGAAGGACGAGAUGGUGGAGCAGGAGUUCAACCGCCUGCUGGAGGCCACGUCCUACCUCAGCCACCAGCUCGACUUCAACUUCCUCAACAACAAGCCCGUGUCCCUGGGGCAGGCCCUGGAGGUGGUCAUCCAGCUGCAGGAGAAACACGUGAAAGACGAGCAGAUUGAACACUGGAAGAAGAUUGUAAAAACUCAGGAGGACCUGAAGGAGCUGCUUAACAAGAUGGUGGGCACUAAGGAGCGGGUGAGGGAGCUGCAUCAGCAGUAUAAGGAGGCCAGUGAGGUGAAGCCCCCCAGAGACAUCACCGCUGAGUUCCUGGUCAAGAGCAAACACCGCGACCUGACCGCGCUCUGCAAGGAGUACGACGAGCUGGCGGAGACGCAGGUGAAGCUGGAGGAGAAACUGCAGGAGCUGGAGGCUAACCCGCCCAGUGACGUGUACCUGUCGUCGAGGGACCGCCAGAUCCUGGACUGGCACUUUGCCAACCUGGAGUUUGCCAACGCCACACCCCUGUCUACCCUGUCCCUGAAGCACUGGGAUCAGGAUGAUGAUUUUGAGUUCACAGGAAGUCACCUGACCGUGCGGAACGGCUACUCCUGUGUUCCCGUGGCCCUGGCCGAGGGGCUGGACAUCAAACUCAACACAGCGGUGCGGCAGGUCCGCUACACGGCCUCCGGCUGCGAGGUGAUCGCAGUGAACACGCGCAGCACCACGCAGACCUUCAUCUAUAAGUGCGACGCGGUCCUGUGCACGCUCCCGCUGGGCGUGAUGAAGCAGCAGCCCCCCGCCGUGCAGUUCGUGCCCCCCCUGCCCGAGUGGAAGACCUCCGCCAUUCAGAGGAUGGGCUUCGGCAACCUCAACAAGGUGGUGCUGUGCUUUGACCGCGUGUUCUGGGACCCCAGUGUGAACCUGUUCGGCCACGUGGGCAGCACCACGGCCAGCCGGGGGGAGCUCUUCCUCUUCUGGAACCUCUACAAGGCUCCUAUCCUAUUGGCUCUGAUGGCGGGGGAGGCGGCCGGAAUCAUGGAGAACAUCAGCGAUGAUGUCAUCGUUGGCCGCUGCCUUGCCAUUCUCAAGGGCAUCUUUGGCAGCAGUGCCGUGCCACAGCCUAAGGAAACCGUGGUAACGCGUUGGCGGGCGGACCCCUGGGCUCGCGGCUCGUACUCCUACGUGGCGGCCGGUUCCUCCGGCAACGACUACGACCUGAUGGCCCAGCCCAUCACCCCCGGCCCGGCCAUCCCCGGGGCCUCACAGCCCGUCCCUCGGCUCUUCUUCGCGGGCGAGCACACGAUCCGGAACUACCCGGCCACGGUGCACGGGGCGCUGCUGAGCGGCCUGAGGGAGGCGGGCCGGAUCGCCGACCAGUUCCUGGGCGCCAUGUACACCCUGCCCCGGCAGGCCACGCCCACCGCCAACCCACAGCCCUCCCCCAGCCUCUAGACCCCGCCUCCUUCCACCAGGCCACUCCUACAGCCCUCCCCCAGCCUCUAAACCCCGCCUCCUUCCACCAGACCACUCCUACAGUCCUCCUCCAGCCUCUAGACCCCGCCUCCUUCCACCAGACCAUACCCACAGCUCUCCCCCAGCCUCUAGACCCCGCCUCCUUCCACCAGGCCACUCCUACAGCCCUCCCCCAGCCUCUAGACCCCGCCUCCUUCCACCAGACCACACCCACAGCUCUCCCCCAGCCUCUAGACCCCGCCUCCUUCCACCAGACCACUCCUACAGUCCUCCUCCAGCCUCUAGACCCCGCCUCCUUCCACCAGACCAUACCCACAGUCCUCCCCCAGCCUCUAGACCCCGCCUCCUUCCACCAGGCCA